AUGGACGACCUCUGGCAGAUGAAAUGCUGCCCCGCAUGGACUCCCCCGGGGUCCAUGUCGCCGGCCCGGCCGUCAGUGGCGCCGCUGCUGGCGCCCCCUCCGCCGAUGGUGGCUGCCCCGCACGCUCUCCCUCCGGCAUCUGGGGAUCAGGUUUUUGCCACCGGCGAUCUGAACUUAUACUUCGGUUUUGUUUUCUUGUUUCGAGCUCCGGUUUUGGGACUAUUUUUGUCGCCAGUUUACUGGCAGGGCGUAGCCAUCCAGGUUUUUUUUGGACUCGGUUAUUAUGGCGAUGCACCCAUUUUUUGCAAACAAUGUGCUCGAUCAUCUUACCGGGACGUCAUUGGGCAUCCCCACCCAAACCCAUUGUUGUACUAUCCUUCCCAUUUUACGGACACCUAAUCGACGGCAUUGAUGGUGGAGUGUUAUCUUGUUCAAUGUUCUUAUCCGUCACCGUUAACUGCAAUCACGUUCUCUAUUCCCUCGUAAUGGGGGGGGACAUGAUAAACUUCUCCAUCAAUUUCAUGACCCGUAUAUGCGCUUUGGCAGCCGUGGAUUAGGAUAGCGCUAUCAUGCUUCUUAUUCUUAGCGAGUAGAUGGGACUUCGUGCAUCUGUUGCACCAUCAGUUGUUUAUUGUUGACGAGAUGCCACUUCAUGAAACUACAGGUGGACCCUUCGCCGACGGUAUGCCAUAAGGAUAAUGAAUGGCUUUUCUUUGUGGUCGGUAGGGUAGGGUGAAAGUUGUCGAUUAAUUAUGCUGUUGUUUAUUUUGAGCCGUGCGCGGUUUGAAAUAUCGUAUUUCUAUAUGCUAGGCAUCAUUAACGGAGAAAUACAUUUUCUUUUAUUGGCUGUAAUGUAAGUUAAAUUGUUUAUGGAACCCAGGGAAAACUAAAUGGUAACACAUGACUACUUUUGAUUGAAUCGUAAAGUUGAAAUGUUCCUUUCAUUGAAGCGUUGCAUAAAUUGUUUAGAGCGGUUAUGUGGCAAUUAUACAUUCCCGGGAAUUUUAUUUUCUCCGGAAUUCACAGUCAAGCAGUCUUGUUGGAUAACAUUCAUACCUAAAUAUCUGUCAGAUUUCCUUCUAUUGACUUUUUGAUGAAUGCAGAUAUGAGUGUCAUUGUGUUAAUCGGUCUUGCUUAUCAUUCUAGCCUCGAAGAAUGGUUUAUAUCAUGAUUUUCGCUUUAUGUUUAACCUCUUAUUUAAAUUUAUUAAAUUCCAAUGUUAACUUUACGUGUGUAAGGAAAGUCUUAUCUCAGUAAUCCUCAGCAAAAUACAUUCUAACAGUUUUCAAGUUUUGGCAUCCAAUGUACUUUCUACAUGCUAUUGGAAAUUUACUGCUAUGUAUGAGGAACAACCUUUCUUUCUGUUUGAUUGUGUUCCCUUCAUUAUCAUAUUUUUAUCUUUUAUCUUUCAUUGCUCAGUUUGGUUUCGACUGACAUAUUCGUCAAUGCUUCAGAUGGACGUAAAUCGGCAUCACAAAUUUUAUCCUUUCACUUCACGGGAAGGUAACGUGGAGAAUCGUUCCUUCAUUCAAGAGCCUACGGAUUUUAGCAGUUUGAAUUCUGUCUCCAGUGCAUCGAGCAAGACAGACAUGGGGAAUUCAUUUCGAGCUCUUUUAUCCUGGCCUCCUUCUCCUAUGCCAUAUGUGUAUCCGCAUCUCCCCAAGUCAGAAGCAAGCUUAUCUAUCAGUAAACUUCCUGCUUACAAUGUUGGGAGUGUAGCUGGUGACAUGGAUUGCAGUAUUUUAGCACCAUAUUUGACGGCUCCUUCAGACUACCAUGGGUAUGACAUAAUGGGAAAUGAUAUUGAAAGUUCUUCUCAAAGGCCAUCGUCGCUUACUGCUUGCAGUUAUCCCCUUUCUAUGUGUAAUGAUCUUCAAGGAUUUGGUUCUCAAUUUCCGAGCUUCAGUGCUGGUAAACCAAUUAGAUUACAAGCACAUCAAGACAGUCAAAGGGGGUUCGCCGUAUCAUCGUCCAACAGUAGGAAUGGUAUCCAACUCCAAACAUUGAACGUUUUUUCUACUCAAACAAAAGAAAUGGAUCCUAAAACUAGCAUAUCUUGUCACGCAUCUUCAUUUAUAAGAGGAUGUCCUCGAGUCUUUUGCCAGGGUAAAGGUAUGUGCAUUUCAUCAACUGUUUAUGAACUGCAUUCAGAACAGAAUAUUUUCCUUUUUAGUUGGAUAUAUUUGUCUUAGGUUGGAAUGGAGUCUUCUCCUGACUUUCUGUUUGACCAAUUUGCGACAGUUGGAGAGCUGUUUGUGAGUGACAAUGGCCUUCUGGGAGUAUAUUGCUUGUGCCAUAGUCUACGGAUGUCUGUUGCUAAAUUUUGUGAGGUAAUCUUCAGUGAUUAAUAAUGUGUAAACUAAUGUAAGGGAUUUGUUUUCAUUUGAUUGUUAAGACUAAACACCACCAUGUUGUGGAGAGAUGUUUAUACCAUAGUGCUUUUGCAGCAUUCAGGAUCGUAUGCUGUUAACCCUGGUGAUGCAGUCACUUUGGAAAAUGGCGAAACUGUUGCUCAGUGGCGGAGGCUAUUUUUCUUAAACCUUGGUGUAAGCUGCAGUUGUUUUUUUCAAUACUCUUUUGUCGCGACUCACCACAUUUUAUUCGUAAAAGUCUGAUUGGUGUAAAAUUUAUAAUGGUCUCCAAUUAACCAAGCUUUUCCUCCAUGCUUCUGGGUUGAAGGUUUGCCAACUCAUCCUUGAGAGCAGCUGUACGUUCCAGGUCGCCAUUGCGUAGUUCCCGUCUUAUGCUUCUCAGCCAGCAAUUGUGCUCUGGGGUUAGGCUGGGAUUACAGCCCACACUUAAAAAAAAUGUUCUUGUGAUAAGACGAGUGCUGCAGUCGAAAGAGAAAACGUAACGGGUAGCAUUAUAUUUAAUCACAAGAGAAAGAUUUUCAUGAGACCUUACGUUCUAUUUCAUUGCAUUUCUUGAGAACGUAUCAAUGACCAAGUUUUUUAAUAAACUUGGUCAUUUUUAAUAAAAUUAGCGAGCUAUUUUUUUGUAAAAAUAAAAAUCGUUUCAAAUGUGAAAUAUUAUUUAUGAUAACAUAGCUUUGGCUUAUGGCCUUUUUGUCAUCUUGCUGCGUCAUUUCGCUUCACAUUCAAAUUUUGUAAUUGCCCUUUGUACUCUUAUUGCAUUUAUAAAUUGUACUAGUAACUGAAUAACUUCAACUUUUUUUUUACCGAGUAUUUUAUGAUCUGCUAGUUUUUCAGGUCAUGAUAGUUGCAACAACUGGCAGAUCGUAAAAUUUCUCAAAAUUUCACGAAUAGAUGUUUAUAAUCGUUUAAAUGUUAAUCUCUGCCUAUAUGAAAGUUAUCAAAUUGGCAGAAGUUUUGUAUUCCUUUUGGAAUUUGUUUUCAUAGUUUUAACAUGUAAAUGCUGAUAUCCCGUUGCGCUUCAGGUUAGGGUUCCAGAUGAUGCCAGUGGAUGGGACUGGGCAAAUGGCGUUAAUACAUCUGGUUGUUUGGUCAGGUCAAAGGCUAAUACUUUUCCAAAUUCCAAGAACACUGCGACUUUUCAGCUGCAAGAGCCAUUUGAUGAAGUAAGGAGACCUGAUGGACAGUCUAAUGGUCAUAGGUCUUACUACCCUCAUGAGGAAAGUUCUGUGUGGGAGAAAUUUCCGGGCAGUUUUGAGAACACCAAACACAGGGAUUCUCGUGAAGAUGCCCAUAAGAAUUUUACUGGUUCUACACAUGGUGUAUCUUCUGGUCUUGCUAAUGAGCAUAUGCUCAAGGAAGCGAAGGAAAGUGGUCAAUUUUUAUCUCGAUCAAUUUUGAGCUCUACUUCCACCACUGGAAAACAAAAUCGCAGGAACAAACUGAUUUCCAAUAGUGCCAGUGUUAUUGCUGGAAACGCAUCCACUUUAUGUCCUAAUGGUGACCCAGUGAAGUCUUUUGGUGGUGAUUUCAAUGAGAAUGGAACUAGCAACCCAAGAAGCUAUCACUUUGUGGACAGGGAUUCUACUCCUUCAAGCAUCGAACUGAGGCUUGGACAGCCAUCUCAGCAGAAUCACUGCUUCACGAUGUCAGCUACUCUUUCCCCUCAGCAGUCCUUGGGAGAGCCUGGACCACAGACUCAGCCAAUUCAUUCAAUAACCCAGGGAUGUAAGUUGAAUAUCACACUUUUUUUGUCUCAUCUCGUCUGUCUCUUUUAUUCUUGCAAAUCGAUAACCCGUGUUCAUUACAGAUUUAAAGUCCAGGGUACUGCAGAAAUCUAUUCAAAAAGUGUCUUGCAUGCCACCAGAAUUUUCAACUUCAAGUGGAGCUAUAUUGCAUCAUACACGUGGCUAUGCAGAUACUGCACAUGUUCCUGAACAAGAAAUAGUUAAGUCUGGUGUGGAUUGUAAUCCAGUAAUCCCAUUUCUUCUUUCCCAUUUCAGUACUUCUGAAGAAAAACUGAAGUCUCAAACUAUGGAUAAUAUUAAUUGCAAAAGCGAGAACUUUAGGCCAAACCCAGUUGAUUUCAAUCCACUCUCUGCGAAAUGCAGCAUCAUCAACUUUUCAAGAAAUGUAAGCAGUGAGCCUGAGAUAAAAUCAAACAUGAAGAUUCCCGAAAUUUCAAAUCAAAUGGAAAGAGGGAAGGAGCUGAGAGUCUCACCCGAGGAUAGGUUCUACAUUACGAAGCCUUGGACCACAGCUCAGAGCAAACUGAUGAAAGAUCAUAGAGUGUCUGAUGAGUCCAGUGAUGUGACUUCUUAUGACAGUGCUUCUUUGUAUGAUAGGCAAAAUAACGGUUACUUCUGUCGGUCAGUUACCAGAGUACCAGGGGACCCUGAGCCUGGGCACCCCAGUGAACUUGGACAAGCUUCUUUUGGUGCAAACACAGAUGAUAACCAGGAUGAUAUUGUUCUUUGGUACAAGAGUGCAAGAGCUGCUUCUCUUUCCACAUCUCCGAAAAGAAGUUUGUUUUCUUCAAACACAGCGUAUGCAUCUACUCCAUUGUCAUCUUUAUCAAACAAAAUUAACAUUGAUACAGUCCAGCACUCAUCAGGCGAUAAGACAAGACUUUCUAUGAUGAAACAUGCAGUGGACUUGCCAAAGCAGGCAAGUUUACCUGCUUCGCGUGAAAUGAACUCUCAACAAGUACUGCUCUGUCCUUCAACCAUGGGAAUAAUGAGAAAUACCGCUAAAGGAGAGCUGGCAGCGUCAGAAGAUUUUAGGCACGGACCAAAUUUAGGCACUAAGCAGGGAACAUCGAGGGUUGCUUUUAGAUCUCUCCAUUCUUGCUGUAAGUGCAGCUCUCGUGAUGUUGCUGAAAGUCUAUGUGGCCGAACUGGUAUUGCAGGUAAGCUUCGUGGACAUUCAGAAAUUGUUCUUGCAAAUCGUCCUGUUUGGGGUGGGGGGGUUAGGCGCAAUGGUGGGAGGGAGAGGGGGAACAUCCACUAUUGGAUCUGUCCAUGAUCCCCCUAAUUUGGAAAAGAAAAUAUAAGGUGAUUGUCAUGUGCAGGAAAUAACAGAAUCUGCCACCAGACAGGCUGCAUACAAGAUGUCUCACUAUAUUCCAGUGAAACACAUGUCAAAUCUCCAAUUUGUCAUGUUUACAACAAUGAAGAGCAGUCAAUUUCGAGGUAACUUUCUUGAAAUUUUCGGGCUAUGCUUAUUGUUCUUAUUUUAAUGUGUCAGAUACAAUGGCUUUAUGCUUUCUUGAACAAAUUAGGUUCUUCCUUGUGCAUACUUAGCCUUCAUUUGUGAAUGAGAGGUGAAAGUUAUGAAUAUUGUGUAUGAAAAAAUUAAUGUUGUUCUGGAUCCGGUAUUAGCAUAGUUUGUAAGUUCUAUCACAUCCAGUGUAGUUGAUAUUAUAAAAGUUUUUUUAUAAUAUCAACUACAUCAAGAUUAAAGGCCUGACAUCAAGAUUACUAGAUGAAUUGCCCAACAAGUCAAUAGAUGCAUGCUGAAUGUAUCUGAUGAAUUGCCCAACAAAGGCUCAUCAGACUUUGAAUCAUGAAGACUCGUCAGAACCUAUCGUCAUGCCUUUUGUUACACUUCUCAUGGUGAAAUAGUAUCUCAUGACAUGAAUUUUCUAGCUUGGCUGUGUAACCUGAAGUCUCAGGACACGCAUUUUCUUAGCUGGCUGUGUAACUUUUGAUUUUUUACUUAUUCCAGACUUUACAAAACUGACAUCAAGAUUACUGACUGGGCUGAAGAUAGAACGCCUAGCCAGAAAGAGGGUAGCAGUAUCCGUUCCAAAUGUUUGAAAGGACGUCACGUUUUUAAGCGAGGGAGUCUUUCAAAUUCCUUUAAGGAAUUUAAUGUUUGCGGUAAAGGUCAUAGACUUCUUACUCCAGCAUAUGAUAUUAACCAUCUGACUCAAGAUGGCAAGAGGAUUGCAUUAGAUCAAUGUGAUGGUUCAAGGCCUGUGGUGAACGAUGAUUGUCAAUCUCCACAUGGUACAGACGUUCGUUGUAAUGGAAUUGUAGAUUCAGACGUAAUUACCACCACUCCGCACCCUGCAAAAGUCUUUCCUACUGCUGGAAGUAUCAACAACCAACAUACAUGCUCUGUGGAUAAAGAUUUUGAUUUAAAUGGUUGCGAAGCUGUCUCAUCAAAGGAACAAAAAUUGUCCAAUGGCUACUCUCGAUGCUCUGCUCAUGUGGUGACUGAUGUAUCCGUUGAAGAUAAUAAUCUGGAUUCAUCCACCAGUGGCACUGGAGAUGCUAGAUCACAGCUUGGACUUGUGUUUGAUGAAGGGUCUGUAGUUGAGAAGUGUGGUUCAUCUGAUGAUGUACUUGAAAAUACCAAGUGGAAUUUCUCUGUAAUGGUGAAAAGUAAUGUGGAACACCUGAGAGGUUCCAAGUAUGGAUCCUACAAUUCAGUAAGAAACCCAACUUAUGUAAAUGCUCACCAUUUGACUGACUUUAGGGAUAAAGUUGAUAUCAGGGAAAAACCUAUGCCAAGGAAAAAAAGAAAUCAGAGCCAUUCUGAAUGUACCAGGGUGAAUAGUAGAUGGGCUAUGAAAGAAAGUAAUAAACACGCAGAACCUGACAGGAAGAACUGUAAAGCAGAUAGGAAGAAGAAGGCCACCAAAUGGAAGAGACUUGAUGAUUCCUUUCCAGCUUCAGGUCCAGUUAAUCAAGUUUCCGCCAGCUCUGACAUCUAUUUGGAACUGAAAAGUCCUUCUGAAGGGAAGGAAUUACCUGCUCAUCUUCGAAAUGUGAGUCCAAGAAUUCGCAGUAAGUCUAACAAGACUUCAGGUUUCAAGCACAAUAGCAGUGCCUUACCUGCUGAUUUUUCUACGAAAGCAUUUGAUAGAAAGCAUAUCACAUGCAUUGGUGUUCAAAUGGAACCAGAGGGCAGUGGUUCUUCAAAUGGAACAUCAAAAAGUUCUGCUGGAAGAAAGCGAAAGAGAAACUUUGCUCCAGAUGAUAAAGAAGAAAUAAAUGCACAAGAUAGCAGCCCCGAGCAAACUGCACUUCCCAAGUAUAAGCCCUUCGGUAGAAAGGCUUGCUCAAUUGAUGGAAUGUGCCGUCAAGACAGGUUGCUGAGACCUGUGGUACGUGGUAACUCUGGUAUCAUUUGUAAUGGAAAUAUGCCUGGUAAAUCAAAGCCGGUGAAAAUUGUGUCUCUCACUUCGGUACUAAAGAUCGCCAAAAGAUGUACCAUCAAUCAAAAUGCAAAGGAGAAUGCAUCCAGCAUUGGGGUGGAGAACGCAGAAUGCUUCAGUUUGAAAGUAGAGUCUCACGAACUCUCAGUAGCGGGAAGGGGAAGAGAUACUGGAGACGUUGAAAUUUUCGGAUCGAAAUUUAAUGUUAAGGUAAAGCCAAGGAGCAAGGAGACCCGCAAACGGAAACUUAGUGAGAUAACAGGAUAUUCCAAUGAUGAAGGGUAUACAUCAUGUUUACCAAUUUUGGGUGACACGCGUUUUUCUAAUUCGAAACAAGCAAGAUGUCAUACGAAAGUGUCCCUAUUAAGGAGAGCAAGUGACGACUGGGUCGGUAAGUCAUCUCAUGAUUUGUCCUUUGAGCUACAUGGCUUUGAAUUUUCUGUCAUUAUCUGAGAUAUUUCCGUUCGUUAUAAUUUUUUGUGUUGGUUACUUUUAAUCAUUCAUGUGGGGGAUGACCUCAUUACCUCCUUGCUAACUACUGAAGUUUUAUUUAUAUGUAGGUCAAUGCCACCAACGGAAAAAAAAGAAGAGACCCAUUUCUGGAUGUUCACAUCUGGAUGGUCCCAGUGCGGGGAUAAAUUAUCAGGAUAGACAAGAUCCGAUAGAUUUCUGUCCAGCUAAUUCUAGGAAGUAAGCAAUCGUAUUGGUGUAAUUUUUUAAGCAUGCCUAGGCUUGGACUUCGUAAAUGGAUACCUUAAACACAUCCAGAGAAUUGUGAUUGUUCGUUAGUAGCCCAAUUUUUUUACCUUAUGGUCAUGUUCUGACAUGAGUUACUUUAUGGUUCAGACUUGCUGACAAGCGGCACAGAUGCCAGCAAUCUCUUAAUGAUUUAGAUGCAUUCUGCUGCGUCUGUGGAAGUUCCAAAAAAGAUGAUGCCAACUCUCUGUUGGAGUGCAGCAAUUGCUUGAUCAUAGUAUGUGGAGCACAUAACUCUCCGUUUAGAACUAUUUAUCGUCUCCAACAGCGGUUCCUGGACUGAUUUUUGUUUUUGUUUCACUUCAGGUUCACCAGGCAUGUUAUGGUAUUAAAACGGUUCCUAAGGGGCGUUGGUCUUGCAGACCAUGCAGGAGGAACUCGACAAACAUUGUUAGUCAGUUAGUAUAUGUGAACAGUACUUAUUUCCUACUGUCUUACUAUUGUUCUGGUUCAAGUCGUUUCAAUCUUUGUAACCGAGAUCAACUUACUCGUGUUUAGUUCCCUUUUAUUUCAAGUGGUGUUAUGGUUUUGACGUUUUUACAAAAUAAUGAUGUUUUCUAAUCGUACAGGCAUGUGUGCUCUGUGGUUACGAAGGUGGGGCCAUGACUCGUGCAGUUAGGAACCGAAGUAUUGUCAAAAGCCUAUUGAAAACGUGGAAAGACGAAACGGGAUACAAACCUUUGAAACCAGCUCGAUUGCUUGCUGAUAGCGAUGUGCCAUCAAAACCCUUUUCUGAGGUAUAGUUUUAUGAAUUUAACAUGUGUGUUAGUUAGCUCGCCGUGUUGAGAAAUUGUUCCUGAUUAUUUGAAGGUGGAAUAGGGAGACCAUGACAUUGUUAUAAAAAAAAUUCCUAAAACUUUCCAGGUGCACAACAGCGUAACUGCUGGAGCACGUGACCCAACUAUUACACAGUGGGUUCACGUGGUUUGUGGGCUUUGGACACCUGGUACACGGUGUCCUAACGUUGCCACGAUGAGUGCUUUUGAUGUGUCGGGCGUAUUAGUGUCAACAAGGAGAAUGGUGAGUUAUUUGUAAUUCUAUUGGCUGUCAAAUGUAUGGUUUAAAGUUAACUUAUGAAAUAACCAAAUGAGAUCACCCUGUAAUCUGAAUAAAUUAUCGAUUCUUCUUCAUAUAAACUAAUCUCACUGUGAAUGCACAAUGUCCAUUGGUUUCUAGUGGAAUCAUAUUAUCGAUUCUUUUCCUUUAUGUUGUUGCCAAGUUUGUUUCCUUCACCACGUAGAAAAUAAAAGAAAAUCAUUACUACUUUCACAGUAACUGAUUCGGGGAAACGUGUGAUCAUAUUUGACAGGUAUGCUCGAUCUGUAACCGACCUGGUGGUUCAUCUAUUAAGUGCAGAGUAAUGGAUUGCUCUGUUUACUUCCAUCCGUGGUGUGCUCAUCAGAAGGUUAUUCUCUAUCAUGUUUUCGUGGAUUUAUUUUUAUGACACUCAUCUCAUCGUAGCUAAUUGAUACACACAAGAACAAUCAUCCUUCAUAUUCUAGAUUUUUUUAUAUAUAUUAAAAUUGAAAUUUAGAAAUUGGUUCACUAGAUUCUCCAAUGAUAAAAACUCGAACGAGGUAUAUUUACAGGUGUCUAUUUGUUGUAUCAUGAUCCGCUACAGAGGGAAGUUUGGGAGGGUGGUGAUGACAUCCUUACGAGGUUGACAUACGAUAUUGUUGGAUCAAGGCAGUAUUGCUGUGUUAAUGAUAUCUUUCAAUCCUCGUACGUAAUGCUGAAAUUGUAUGUUCUUUCUCUUCUACCAUCUGGCCCGCAAUACGAUUCUCGGAAGAACUUUCCACUAAUCAAGUUUUACAGGGAAUGAGCACAUAAUAUGGCACUUCCUCAGCAAGUCAGGAGUAAUCUCUAAAAAACGAGAAUCUGAACUGAGUCAAAUAUGAUCUUGCUUAGCAUAAAUCAAUCUUCUGUCUUAGAAAUACUUGUUAUUGAUGUCACACUCAGAAGUCUGAAUUAUAUCUCUUUAAGGAAGUCGUGCGUUGCUUAAUUUUCAUUUUUUUAUGGAUGCUCUUAUGAAUGGAAUAUAAUGCCACUCCCAACCCAUUCUCAUGUCUUCAGUUAUCUUCCAGAUAUUUUGUCAUCUGAAUUCAGAGGCAAUUCUACACAUUUUCAAUAAACCCCAUCAAAUUCGCUUCCGCUUAUGUACUUAGAAUGUGUAAUCAUAUGGGUAUACCUAUCCCUUGUAUCCUCAUGAUUAGUUAUGUGAACAGUCGUUGCAUAGUUCGUGUUACUUAAAUUGCGUUUUUUUUCUCAUAUUAAUUUUCAGGUAAGACUUACUUUUUUCACAAUUGUUUGCCAAUAUAAACUUUCCUGUGGAUCUCUCAUGAAACUCUAGCAGUAAAUAAGUAAGCUUAUACUGCAGUUUACAAGGUGAGGACGCCCUGUGACCCGAGAAAUCUCUGUUCUAAUUACUUCAUGGCAGUAAGGAAAUAAAAUCCACGGGUUUACUAGCUAAAUGGCAAUUGGCACAAACAAUUCGUCCAGUUGCUUCUCGUGGAUUUUCAUAAGCCUGCUGCGCAAAAAUGGUUAUAUUAGAUUGUCAUGUGUUUUCGAUACCAUUUUGCGACCAAAAUGGUUGUUAGAUGCGGUGAAAUAACAACAUUAGAGUUGCCUAUAACUCAUCAUUUCCUUACUAUUGAAGUUUCUCAUUUUCUAGGGUUUGCUACAAAGCGAAACUGAAGGUAUAGAUAAUGAGAGUGUUGGGUUUUAUGGAAGAUGUCUUCUUCAUGCCAUGCAUUACAACUAUCAUCCUGAUGGUAUUCCCAUGGAUGCUGGAAUGGAGAGCCCAAGUGUCAAGGAGUUUUCUUGUGCACGCACGGAGGUAACUUUGCGAUAUAUGAACUGAAUUACUACUCUCCCUUUCAUGUUUCGAUUUCAAUGGUGUGAUACGAUCCCCACUCCCCCUUUGUUGAAUUACUAUAGAGUUACAAAGGUCGAGAAAGGGAGCACAGAUUUAUUGGCGCUCUUCGGAAGCCUCCAAAUGACAGUGGUAGAUGCAAUGUUCCUCAAGAGCAACUAAACGCAUGGCUCCACAUUAACGGGCAAAAGUCUUGCCAAAGAAACCCACAAAAACCAGUGUCUACAGAGACUGAGUAUGAUUGCCGGGUACAUUUUGAAAAUUUAAAUUUCUAUCAAGCAUCAGAUUGGUUUUGAUACUUCUAUAAUCGUAUAAUGACUGCUAGCACUGCUUGUAGGAUAUAAUCACCUCCUGGCAUCAAUGGUUAUCGCGCCAUCUUAAAUACAUUUAUUAAUCUACAUGUAAAAGAGCAACAGCUUGUAAGAAAACUGUGUAAUUCUUAAAAUAAAAUAAAAAUAUAUUAAUAAUAAAAAGCAUUCUCCUAUUUUAGUGUAUGAUAUGUACAGGAAGAAUAAGGAAACGCCGAGACAUGUGUGGCAUUAUAAAUCAUUUUUUCUAGUGACCGCCAUUUUUUGGUGUGACGAAUCUUUCUUGGGCAGUAACUGUAUUCAUCCUGAUUGAUCUUUCUAUUUUUUUCAUUUACUUCCAAUUACUUAUGCAUGUGUGUUUGAACAGGUUUUUUGAAUAUAUAUACUGAUCAGAAUAUUCAACCGAACCAAUAUUCUUUCAUUAUGGGAUACCACGAAUAAUGAAUAAUUAUAUCAUCGUAAAAUUCUGGACGUCAUCAGGGAAUCAUGGAUAAUGGGUUUAGUUCGCUUUCUUAAUGGACUCGUGAAAGAGUCAAUUUUUUCAGGACUUGGAUUUUCUUCAAUCUUUUUUAUCCUUUCCAUUUUGCAGCAAUUCCCAGCUAUGACAAUAAUCAUAUUGACAUUGAACCUGGAAGUGGACUUUUGGGAGAUUUUUGAUGGCAUGUUUUGUUGAGUUGGUGGCAAACUGUGCCUGCUAUGCUGCGUUUUUUCCCUUCGAAGAUAAAUUUUGGUUGAAUUUGACGAAAUAUACCCCCAUUUUGCCCCGAAUUUGAUCUGCACUCCUACUUUCGCAUGUGGGUUCUCACUGCCUAAACCCCGGAUCUGACACAUUCAACAGAUUAAGAAACAAUUGAGGUAUUUCGUGAGAAUAUCUACUUGCUCAGGGUUGAUUGUCAUAACUCGUAUCGUCACAACCUCGCAACCAUUGAAGUGUUCUGCGAUAGCUUGCGGUUGAUUAGGAUUUCUUCUUCUUUUUAAUAACUCAUUCUAACCUACGUUCAUUAGUUUGUUGUUGUCGACUGGUAAAUCAGGACUUAUUUUGAUAGAUGCUACCCACCAGAAUUUAAUCGGCUCGUGUUCAUAAUAAUCAGCCGGGCUGCUAAAGAACCUGGUCAUCUACUUUCUCUCCAUCGCUCAUCCAAUUCAGAGAGUUUUGUCUCGUCGAUCUCUGCCGGCACCAAGCAUCUGCCUAUUUAUUCAUAUUAUUUGUCAUUUUUUGGUCCAUUUCCUUCGAUUUAUUUCAUAAUGUAGCAGUAUAUAUAUGAUCAAAACCUUCCAUUUUGUUACAAAGAUCGAUGAUUUCAUUGAAACAUAAUCUGUGCUCACCAACACCUUUCCCUUCUCAGAAAGAGUAUGCCCGUUACAGAAAGGUGAAGGGCUGGAAGCAACUGGUCGUCUACAAGUCUCGCAUCCAUGCACUCGGCCUCUAUACCUCUCAGUUCAUUCCCCGUGGAGCAAUGGUGAUUCAGCGCAUCAUCACAUACAUAUCUACAUAUCAGAAAUCACUUUCAUUUUCUUGGUAUCAUCACCAUUUAAUGCUCAUCUACCAUGGAUCCUAAGGUUGUUGAGUAUGUUGGUGAAAUCGUGGGGCUUCGGGUCGCCGACAAGCGGGAGAUCGAGUACCAGUCGGGGAAGAAACUGCAGUACAAGAGCGCCUGCUAUUUCUUCAGGAUCGACAAAGAGAGCAUCAUUGAUGCCACCAGGAAAGGUGGGAUUGCGCGCUUCGUCAACCAUUCUUGCCUGGUAAGAGUCUCCGCCGCCUUUUGACCGCUACCCAGUUGAAAAAAAUGCCAAAAAAAUCGUUGACUAACUACCCUUUGACAUUUUCCCUCGAUCCUCUCAGCCGAACUGCGUUGCCAAAGUAAUCACCGUGAGAAAUGAGAAGAAGGUGAGGGGAAUGGUAGUUGACCAUUGCCAUGUGGGCGUUCCAAGGUCUUUCACGAGCUGCUUUAAUGGUAGUUGACCUUCCGCAGGUCGUCUUCUUUGCCGAGAGGGAUAUAAAGUCAGGGGAGGAGAUAACCUACGACUACCAUUUCAACCACGAGGAAGAAGGUAAGAAGAUCCCCUGCUUUUGCAGCUCAAAGAAUUGCAGGCGCUACCUCAACUAG
Spirodela intermedia is the source of this 13580-nucleotide messenger RNA. Lineage: Eukaryota; Viridiplantae; Streptophyta; Magnoliopsida; Alismatales; Araceae. The record is from the annotation of a GenBank genome assembly.